CCAAAGAUUGGAUACAUGGAUUUCGUAAAUAGAAAGGGAUGGAAAUCGACAACAAUUACUUGUUUAGAGACGUCAGCAUUAAAUUUCCGGGAAGUGUUCACGACGCAACGGUCUUUAAAGAGUCAGGAAUUUUCGAGAACCAUAUCCUAAAUAUUCCGGAAUUUAUAAAACUGGUGGACAACAAAGAAAUUCCCUUUAUUAUCCAAGGAGAUCCUGCAUACCCUUUGCUACCGUGGCUUCUGAAACCGUACACUGGACACCUAACACCACAGGAACUGCUACCUUAGAUAGGGCAGAAUUGUGGUGGAGAAUGCCUUUGGUAGACUUAAAGGACGCUGGAGGUGCCUGGCCAAAAGAAUAUAUGUAAGUUUUGUUUUAAUGUAUUUAAGCUUUAAUUGGAGUUAAAGAAUUCACGCAUGAAUCUCUGGGUCUCGGACCGAUCCUCCGCCAGAACUUCGCGCAUGCUCUGCACAAAGGAGGCAUCUAUUUCGCGUUGAGCCUCCAGAAACUCCUGGUUCUGCACCUCCAGCCUGUCCAAGGCCUCCUUGUUGUCGUCUGACAUCUUCUGAAUCAUCUGCACGACG
This is a messenger RNA of Drosophila biarmipes, 584 nucleotides long. RefSeq lists its product as uncharacterized. Lineage: Eukaryota; Metazoa; Arthropoda; Insecta; Diptera; Drosophilidae. The transcript has 2 exons. The record is from RefSeq and is a predicted model, not a curated record. The coding region runs from base 39 to 287 and encodes 82 amino acids.